Molecule: messenger RNA, 3807 nt
Organism: Osmerus eperlanus (European smelt)
Lineage: Eukaryota; Metazoa; Chordata; Actinopteri; Osmeriformes; Osmeridae
Gene: traf2b
Product: Tnf receptor-associated factor 2b
Exons: 12
Coding region: 177-1748 (523 amino acids)
Biological process (GO): protein K63-linked ubiquitination; regulation of apoptotic process; positive regulation of canonical NF-kappaB signal transduction
Cellular component (GO): cytoplasmic side of plasma membrane
Molecular function (GO): zinc ion binding; ubiquitin-protein transferase activity; tumor necrosis factor receptor binding
Source: RefSeq, a predicted model, not a curated record
GGUUCUGUGACGUACGUUCAACGGCCUCUUUACAGAACCGCUCGGAUCGAACUGCCGCUGGGAACGACCGCUGUCUGUUUACGUGACGACAGUCGAAGAGAUCUCGCCAGAAGAUAUGAUCGCCGCCUCAGUGCUACCUUCUUGCAGGAUUCAUCCCCAGGUGUUGAUGGAGAGGCAUGGCUCGUGUCUCACUGGACUCCGCCCCCCGAUCCCUCACCGGGAUCCCCAGCAGCGUGCUGACGGUACCCAUGGAAAAUAAGUACGAAUGCCAGCAGUGUCACCAGGUCCUCCGGAAGCCUGUCCAGGCGCAGUGCGGACAUCGCUUCUGUGUCCACUGUUUUAAACUCCUCACCAGUAACGGCCCCAAGCCCUGCCAGGCGUGCAGGCAGGAGGAGAUCUACGAGGAGCCGCAGUCCAUCCUGAACAGCAGUGAGGCAUUUGCGGACAACGCAGCAGGAAGGGAGAUCGCCAGCCUUCCUGCCAAGUGUCUGAAUGAGGAGUGCUCAUGGUGUGGAACGGUCAAGGACUACGAGGCCCAUCAUGAGAACGAGUGUGAGUUCGACCGCGUGGUGUGUGACGCGUGCCACAGCACUGUCCAGAGGAGGGACAAGGAGAAGCACAGCGAGAGGGAAUGUGAAGCGAGAACUCUCAACUGCAAGUUCUGCAAAGUUACCUUCCCUUUUAAGGAGAUCAAGGCCCACGAUGAGAUCUGCAUUAAGUUUCCCAUACAGUGCAAAGACUGCGGGAAAAAGAAGAUCCCUCGGGAAAAGAUGAGUGACCAUGCCAGGAACUGUGCCAAGUCUAAGAGCGGAUGUCCUUUCAGCGAGGUUGGCUGCAAGACAGUGAUGGAGAACGGGAAGACCCUGGGCGACCACGAGCAGGGCAGUGUGAUGGAGCACCUGCGUCUGCUGCUGGCCAUGGUGCUGUCCCUGCUGCGGCCGCGUGCCGAGGCCCCGGGGCCGGGAGAGUGGCAGGAGGACUCUGGGCUGGGCCUGUACCGGGCCCCCGAGGAGGGAGGCCUGGCCGGGGCUGGGGCAGGGGCAGGGGCCGGGCACUCUGUCAGCCUGGAGACCAAGGUGGUGGCGCUGGAGAACAUUGUGACGGUGCUGAACAGGGAGGUGGAGAGAAGCGCUCUCUCCCUGGAGGCUGCCUCACGUCAGCACCGCCUCGACCAGGACAAGAUCGAGGCCCUGAGCGGCAAGGUGCACCAGCUGGAGAGGACCCUGAACACCAGAGAGCUGCAGCUGGCUGACAGCGAACGCAUCCUGCGAGAGCUGCAACACUGCACCUACGACGGCGUGUUCGUCUGGAAGAUCUCCGACUUCGCCAAGCGCCGGCAGGACGCCACGGCCGGCAGGAUGCCCGCCAUGUUCUCUCCAGCUUUCUACUCCAGUAAAUAUGGGUACAAGAUGUGUCUGAGGCUGUACCUGAACGGAGACGGGACAGGCCGAGGGACUCACCUCUCUCUCUUCUUCGUGGUCAUGAGGGGCAAGUGUGACGCUCUGCUCAAAUGGCCCUUCAGUCAGAAGGUGACCCUGAUGUUGCUGGAUCAGAACAACAGGGAGCACAUCAUCGACGCGUUCCGUCCGGACGUCAGCUCCACGUCCUUCCAGCGGCCCGUCAGCGAGAUGAACAUCGCCAGCGGCUGCCCGCUCUUCUGCCCCCUGGCCAAACUGACGGGCAAAAGCUCGUACCUGCGGGACGACACCAUCUUCAUUAAGGCCAUCGUCGAUCUCACUGGUUUGUAGACGCGGAGUCUAUGGAGAUAAAAGAUCCAACAAUGAAAGAAUUAUUAUAUUAUUAAUGUUAUUAUUGGAUAUCAAUUAUAUGGUUUAUUUAGCCGGCUAAAGGGACUUUGUGAAGUUGGCGUGGCGCGACAGUCUCUAGUGUCAGCUCCAAGGAUGUUGUCGAGGCAGUUGGGCGUAUCGCAUCAGCAAACCCCUCAUUAAUAACAACCGUUUACCAUUAGGAUUCACUACCAGGUCAAGCCUGAAGUUCAUUACCACAAACCGGAAGUCCGUGAACUUGUAUCUUUAUUAUUUCUAGUAUGAAGACCUCCCUAGAGACUCAGCGAGACCAGCACAGUGACAGUGUGAGGGAUUCUUAUGUUUUAACUCUGCCUACAUUAAAUAUAAAAUGACUUGAUGGUUGUGAGUGUGGCACCUGUCACUAAUUUCUGCUGCAGUGACUUCAGCCUCAAAACAACAGCAAUGUUGUGGCUGAACAAUAAACAUGAUUUUUUUUUUCUUGAGGCUGUUAGAGCGCAAAAAGGAAGAUGGGAAGUUAGUAGGAUGGAUGGAAUGGAGGUGGGACAGAAGGAAGGAACGUGUGUAGAAAGUUAGGUAGCUGGGGUUGGAACAGAAAAGAGGGAGAGAAAAAGAAACCGAGAUGUGACGGAGAUGAAGGUUUAAAUGGUGAUGGAGUCUUAAAUCAUUUAAAGUAGAUAGUAUGUAAAGGAGUUAUUACUGCAGCUAAAAUAGAUAGCCGGUCCUAAGCCCGGAAAAAGAGGAAGGUUGAGUGUGGGGCUCGUCCAAUCAAACACAACCCCAGCUCUUAAAAACAAACACCCCAGCUCGUCCUUGAUCACUUUAGUCUCUCGUGUUGACAGUCGUAAGCUAAAAGACCAUCUGACUUCAACAGCAAAUAACCUGUCGGUUUCCAACUUCACUCUAAAGCCUAGGGUUGUUAACGUACAUAAUUUAGUCUCUAGUCCCUCAAUAAUCUUCUGAAUCUUACUGGCUCUAGAACAAGAGAACGAUGCACAACCCGCCUGUGCACCUCCUCGUAACAGGCAUGAGAUCAGCGAAGGCGUUGAAUGAUCACGCUGUAGCCUGCGUCCGUUCGGUGGAUGAGGGAUGGUUCCUGGGCUGGCCCUGUGGCAAGGCUGCCUAGGUACCCUGGUAUCCCUGAGGCUCCAGGUUGAUUAUGUCGAGGUUGAGACAACGCCGUCGUCACAACGCGGAAGUUGUUAUUUCGACAAACGGCAACUCAUCACCCAUAGCAACGUAACCUGAAAUUUGCUCGAAGCGAACGAGCUAGCUAGGCUAACUGUCGUUCCUUGAAACAAACAAAAUGCAAAGGCUCUGGUAAAGUCUGUCAAUGUGUCUCGACUCUCAUAUUCAUCCCAACUCUCCUACCUGGGUACUUUAGAGUGUAUCUUGAGUAGCAUUGGCCUGCAUUACAUAGUCUCAAGUAGUCUAAUAGUUUCCUUUGACUACUGUACAGUAGGCUAGUUAGCUAGUGCUACAGUAACCAUGCCUAUUAGCCGGCUAAAUAAACAAGUAAAUGAAUAAAUGACUUAAGUAUACAUAACCAAUUAUACAACUAUGUAUAUAAUGCACACAUACAGAUGUGUGGAGGUGGUCAUAUGAUUAAUAUAUUAUAACUAGCUAAAUAUAAUAUAAUAUAAAUAUUAUAUAAAUAUAUGAUGAAUAUUGAUGCAGCCAACAUGUGUAGGCUAGUAAAUAGCUAACGCUUGUAACAAAACUCACAAUAAGUAGGCUUUAUAUAUAUAACUAUAUAUACACGUUCUUAUACCAUAUCUAUCUUGAUUUGUUGUCAUCUAUUAUUAUCUAUAGUACUUUGACAUAGCUUGGGCGUGUAAGAUGAUAACUCAUAACUGUAAUGCAGCAUCAUUUUUUAUUUAGACAUCUAGUUGUAUACACCUGUAUAAAUCUUUCUUGUGACUAUGAUGAGGCUCUAUUGAUGUGUGAAUAUUUUCUCAUGUCUUUCAUUACAUUAAACUUGUUAUACUAGUUGUUCACCAUCAUUAUUUUACCACAUGUAAUAAAAAUGAUAUGGCAUGUU